Molecule: messenger RNA, 941 nt
Organism: Polistes dominula (European paper wasp)
Lineage: Eukaryota; Metazoa; Arthropoda; Insecta; Hymenoptera; Vespidae
Product: cuticle protein 7
Cellular component (GO): extracellular matrix
Source: RefSeq, a predicted model, not a curated record
CAAAAUUUUGCAAUCCUUUUAAUACAUUGUUUUUAUAUGGCAUAUACACGUAUUUAUAAUUAUAAAUAGUUACAUGAAUGAAAUAGAUUAAUAUUAUGUUACAUUACUAAUAUUUUUCAAUUAUUGGAUUAAAGCUUAUGCAAAAAUAUUACGAUUGCGGAAAGAUAAUACAAAAAAAAUAAUAAUUUCUAAAUUUCUAAGUAUAUAAUACAGAAAUUCGAUAGGCGCAAUGCAAAUUACGAAGAAGCCUUGAUUAACGCGAUUAAAGCAAUGUAAAAGAAUAGACAAUAAAUAUUACAAAGUAUCAGGAACUACUGUGAAUACAACGAAUAAAUGAUUGCAGCUAUGCGGUCAGAAAUCUGCGGUUUUAUUAUUAACUAUAAUUACGGUUAUGCGCUCGCAUUAAAGCUUCCACAAUAACCGUGCUUCCAUUUCUACUUUUAAAAGAUGCAAUCGGGAACGUGGUGUAUAAAACCUGGCGAUGCUGUAACGUUGAGUUAUUUUAGUUUUGAACACUAGAAGAUUAGGACGAUCUGCCAAUGAUUCGAAAGGUAUUAUUAUUAGCAAUGAUGCUGAUAGGAAUUCGAGGUGAACCUCAAGGACCUUCUUAUCUUCCUCCAAGCGUAUCUCGUCCUCCUGGUGGUGCACCUGGUGGAACAGGACAUCCAGAUGAAUGGGCUGGGGAUCCAGCAAAUUACGAGUUUUCAUACGAAGUGCAGGAUGCUGUUGCUGGUUUAGAUUUUGGUCAUCGUGAAAAUCGAAAGGAUCAGGAAGCAACUGGUACAUAUCAUGUUCUUCUUCCCGAUGGUAGAACACAAAUAGUUGAUUACGUUGCUGAUAACGCUGGUUAUCGACCAAAUGUACGAUACGAGGGAACAGCAACUUAUCCAGCACCGUCACCAUCUGCUGGUACUGGCGGGGACGAUGGUUAUAGAUAUUAA